Messenger RNA from Nasonia vitripennis (jewel wasp), 7670 nucleotides. RefSeq names its product calsyntenin-1 (gene Cals). Bases 494 to 3322 code for a protein of 942 amino acids. Gene Ontology annotation, cellular component: cell surface; postsynaptic membrane. The record is from RefSeq and is a predicted model, not a curated record. Lineage: Eukaryota; Metazoa; Arthropoda; Insecta; Hymenoptera; Pteromalidae. The transcript is spliced from 9 exons. Gene Ontology annotation, molecular function: X11-like protein binding; kinesin binding; calcium ion binding. Gene Ontology annotation, biological process: homophilic cell-cell adhesion; positive regulation of synaptic transmission; positive regulation of synapse assembly.
GCACGACGAUGGUGGUGGCGCUGCUGCCGCGGCAGAGCACGACAGUCAGUGUGUCGUAAACGCGCUGCUCUGCUCCAGUAGUGUCGUUUCUCCGUGCCGUGCGCGCAGCAGCUCACUCUUUCCUCGCUGUUGUGUCUUGCACACUGCGCUGCAUACUGCACAGUACUCGCUAGCCGUGCAUCAGCGAGACCGACUCGCUGUCAGUAUACCUGAUCGAGUCGAGUUACGAGUGCAGUCUCUCGCGCGGAAAGAGAGCGAGAAGAGAAAUAAACAAAUAGGAGAGAUACGUCGUCGACGCGGGGGAGGCGGUGCAGCGCGAUGCGCUAGGGGAAGAGCCAGUGUGUCGUGUGUUGUUGCCGAGCGCCACCGCGCGUCCUGCAGUGCGAGUAUAUCUAUUCCCAAGAGAGUGCGAAUAUAGCCUCCAGGACAGAGAGGAAGAGAAAUAGCCGAGAGAAUAUAGCUUGCAGAGAGUAGAAGAAGAAAAAGAGCAAGAAUGUCGCGGUUCGCGGCUCUGCUCCUGCUGCUGUUGGCCGCCGUAGCGCGGGCCAACGUCACGCCGAGCUCCUCCGAACAUGCAGGCCCGCGGCUGGACCUGGACAGCCUGGAGAGCGGCUACCACGGCCUGGUCAAGGAGAACGAGACGCUGGUCGAGGUGACGCCUCAGAUCCGCGCCCUGGGCGCCAAGAUCUGCUCGUUCCGCAUCGCCAACAAGCAUCACGGCGACGCGCCCUUCGAGAUCGUUCUCAAGGAGAACGGCCUGGCCGAGCUGAGAGCUCUCCGGGUGCUCAACUGCGAGAAGAGAAGAAACUACAAGUUCGACAUUGCCGCCGUCGCCUGCAACGGCGCGCAGUCCGAUAACGCAACGGUGCACAUCACCGUGGUGGACGUUAACGAGUACGCGCCGCAGUUCCUGCAGCCGGCGUACGUGAGCACCGUCGACGAGGGACGACUCUACGAGGAGAUCGUGCGCGUCGAGGCAUCGGACCGCGACUGCACACCCAAGUACGGGGACGUCUGCAAGUACGAGAUACUCACCGCCGAUCAGCCCUUUGUCAUCGAUAACGAGGGAGCGAUCAGGAAUACCGAGCCCUUGGAUUAUGAGAAGUCCCACAACUACAUUCUCAGCGUCGUCGCUUACGACUGCGGCAUGAAACAGUCGGCGCCCGCUAUGGUCACCAUCAAGGUCAACAGGGUCUGCUCGCCGGGCUGGCGCGGAGUACCCGAACGAGUGGAUUACGCCGCGGGCGUCGAGGCCCAGCCGCUGCUGCCCUCGGCUCGACUCGAGCUUUGCGACGCUCCCUGCGCUCUGAGGAACCUCCGGGCGACGCUCAGCUUGGCUACGGAUCACAUCGGCAAAGGCUGCGACAGGGACACCUACACCGUUCGCAGUCAGAGGAAGUUGUGCGGAGCCUCGAAGGACAGCGUCGAUCUGCUGCCUACUCCUGGACCCGCCACGCCGUGGACCGCUGGCCUGUCCAGGGACGAGGGACGCGAGGCUGACGAGAUCUUCGAGUUCGAUGGAGCCAACUCCGCCGCGAUCGUGCCCGAGGAUGUCCUCGAGCACUCGCUCGCUCAGAAGUUCAGCAUUGGAGUGUGGGUGAAGCACAGGCCAAGGCCCAGGCAGGAUCCCCACGUCAAGGAGCACAUCCUCUGCGCUGCUGACGAUCACAAGAUGAACCGCCACCACUACGCCCUCUUCAUCCGCAACUGCAGGCUGAUCCUGCUUUUGCGGCGCGACUUUAGCGAGGGCGACCCGGAUAUGUUCCGCCCGGCUGAAUGGCGCUGGAAGCUCACCCAGGUCUGCGACGACAGGUGGCAUCACUACGCCGUCCAGGUGAACUUCCCACGCGUGAGUCUCUUCGUCGACGGCGAGGAGUGGCACGCCGACAAGAUGAACCCCGAGAUCAUCGACGACUGGCCUCUCCACCCGGCCAAGGGCAUCAACACCACCCUCGUCGUCGGCGCCUGCUGGCAGGGCUCGGACAACAAGACCAAGCACCACUUCCGGGGUUACCUCGCCGGGCUCUCCGUCCUCGUGGGUCGCAACGAGAAGCCCGACGUGCUGACCUGUCUGAGACACUGUCAGGAGGGCAUCCACGUGCCGUCGAUGGACCUGCUCCAGCCCGGCACCGAGCUGCUCACCAACUCCGAUCUGACAGAGCUGAGGAUCGACGGCGACAACAAGACCAACGUGGAGACUCUGCUGAGACGCAUCGGUUACACCAACUCCAGGAGAUUCCCGACCCCGGGCAGGCGCAACUUCAGACUCGACACGACCAUCAUCUGCGAGGGCCGAGAAGACAGGCCACUCAACGUGCCCUCCAUCCAGUCAUACGUGUUCGUGCUUCCACCCCCGCGUCCGGGCAUCACCGUCAACGGUACGGGCUACGUAGCGCGUGAGUACGCCGACUUCCGGCUGGGCGUCCGCGUCUUCCCCGACGCCAAGGUCACCGCCGGCACAGCAGCUCGCCUGGACGCCUGUGCCGUCAGCGUUUACCCCAGCUUGAAUCCUGACCACGAGAGCCUGAGCUUGCCCGGAGAUACUCUGCGUCGCUUCCACUCGAUCAGCGCCAGGGUCGACCGGGACGGCGUCGUUCUGUCCGGCGCUGACACGCCGCACAACUACCAGCAGAUCAUCAGAUUCAUCACCUACAUGAACCGCAAGCCCGCCUACUAUCUCGACCGCGUGUUCAAGCUCACCUGCUCGGAAUUGAGCGGCCGAUUCGCCAGUAACGAGUACAUCCAGACGCUGGCGGUGAUCCACCCGAAGGAGAAGACCACGUCGCCGGUGCCGCACUCGACCCACACGGCCAACGACAUCCCUAUGGCGAGGAUCGUCGAGCCUCAGCCAGGUCACGCACUCCUCUCGCCCCACCAUGCCGAGCUUAACGAAGAGUACGCGACGACGCAAUUGCGCGAGGGCAGUCACAACGCCAGCGGCAGCCACGCCGUCACCAUCGUCGCCGCCUGCUGUAUCGGCUUCCUCUUGCUCAUGGUUGUUGUCGGGGCCGCCCGAAUGCGAGGUGCCAACGAGCGGCGACGAACGGCCGGACAGGAACUGGCCGCCGAGACUGAGAUGGCCUGGGACGAUUCGGCUCUCGCUAUAACUGUCAACCCCAUGGACAGGCUAACCGAGCAGGAGGCCGCCCAGAACCGCCGGGACGAGGAUCUCGAUGACUCAGCCAGCUCCGACUCUGAGGAGGGUAGCUACAGGGAUGACGAGCUCGACUCGUCCGACUGCGAGAACGACUGCGACCUCGGCACCGGACGCGGACGCUGCCCAAGCCCCGACCUCGAGUGGGAUCACACGCCCAACGUUUAAAGAUCCGACUAAGCUGAGAGCCACGCUAAUUACAUUACCGAAUAAGGCAUCAUGGAGCUUCGCAAUGCAAAUUCAUCUACUGUAAGAUCAAGAAAAAGAAAACAACGUUUGAGGGUGAAGUAGCUUCAGCGGCAGCCUUGUCUCGAAUUAAUCAAGGGCUCGAAAAAAGGCAAAGUUUGCAAAAAUCGGCAAGUUUUGAAUUUGGCUCCAGAGACUUCAUAUCCUCCCUAUAUAGGACACCUUCAAAAUGCUCGGUCUGUAGAGUCGUAGGUGAACUGUGUUCUUGCAGGUAGGUGGAAGUGUCAUAUUAUAUCCGUCCCCUUAGAUUGAGUUUCUAGUACCAGACAUCGGCGAAUCGACGGUGUGCUGCUUGAAAAAAAAGAGCGAGAGAUUAGAAAGAGAGAAAGAAAAAAUGGAGAAAAAGAAGAGAAAAAAAGGACGAUUUAAAUCUGUAAGAGUGCGGGACGCUUUAUCUAAUAGUUGAAAAAAAAACACUUUCUACAUACGGUACAUUGUUAACAACAGCGGUUGUCGAGGUAUGCGGAUGUAUUAUUCUUCGAAACUAUUUUCACACACAAAUACACGAGCACACACAUUCAGUAAAGAGAAGAAAAAUGGAUAAAAAAGAAAACAUAUUUAGACGCUUUCGAGAGGACCUAUAUGAUAUUUCUGGAAAUCCCGAAGGCGAGUACGAAAUUUUUCAAUGUUGGAAUAUGCUUGCAAAGCUUAAAAAGAUGGACUGCAGUUGAGUAGAUUGAGACUAGAUAUUUAAUAAGAAAUAUUAACAAAAAAAAAAAGACAAAAUAAAACUAUAUCAAUCAUUUCGUUCAUUACACGUUUGUAUAAGAAUUCGAGUAUUGUUGGUAACGUAUCAAAGACUUUUAAAUGCACAAAUCGACUUUUACAAAUGAUACCAAAAACAUGCGAGUUUCACUACAGUCUGCCUUAUGUUAAACGCUUGACUAAUGCAAAUAUAGUAGAAGAUAACAGAGUUUCAUUUUACGCUUUUAUUAUAUCAACUUUUUCCAGAAUGCUCAGCACACACACGUAUAAAUAUAUAUAAGCAUUGAGCGGAAAGAGAAAAAUAUCGCUACUGGUACUAAUGGUAUCUGAAAACAUUAUUCGAAACAUUUACUCAUCAUUAUCGAUUGUAGACUCCAAGUAAUAAUAAUGAAACAAAUUCUCAAAUAACGUAUGUAUACAGAAUAAGCCGAUCGAGCACUACGUUUUGCAUUUCUCUAUACCUCCGGGAACCCCUCUACGGAUUCCCGGCGGGAAAAAUACCAACGUUUGUACUACUAUGAUCUCGUAGCUUUUUUUGAUCGACGAAAAGGAUGGGUCAUCGGUACGAAACUCUGAUUCGCCACGAAGAAUUCUACAAGUAGGAAAGGACACUCUUUCUCGGAAGUUGUUUUUUUGCUUCCAAAAAAUUUCGCGGAGAUUUGAAAAUAUAAUCUCUUGCACUUAUAUAUAUAUACGGCAUCCCGCUUGCAAUAACAUUAAUCUUGCUUCUUCCUGACAUCUUCCAAUUCUUUUCAAAGCUUGGGUCAGAAGAGCGAAUCUUCGCGUUGUUCGACUAUUUUAUUUCUUUUCUUUCGUUUUUUAGAGGAUAAUGUUAUAAUUUUUUAUUGUAAAUCGGAAUGCGGCCAUAUUGUAUGUAUUUUUGGUAUAAUUGUAUAAGAGGGAAUGAGAAAAAAAAACCUUUACCAUAUCGUAACGAAGUAUAUGUGGUGGGCUACGAUUGCGUUUAUAUUAUACAGGCGCAUGUGUCAAUUACUUUGCAUGCGAUAGACUCUCUUCUCUCUGCGGCGAUAUUGGCUGAUAAAAAAAAAACGAUCGUGAGGUCGAUGAUAUACAUAUAUACAUAUAUGCGCGCGGAGAGAGAAAAAUAAAAGCGAGGCGCGGGAAUCUCCGUUCUCGCGCCAUAGGCUCUAUCUGCGAGAGUGCAGUGCAAUCUUCUUUCGUUUUUUGUAGGCCUGGAACUGUGUAAUUCGUUUUUGUACGUUGCUGUAUGUCAAAACCGAUGUGUUUCUCUCUCCUUGGUCCUAGUUGACGAUUGAACUUUUGAUAAUUGUCAUGUAGGGAUUUCUAAAGGCUCUUCAAUCUUUGUGGAAAUAAAAAAAAUAUUAAGGAUAAACGUAAAUUUAACGCGUUAGUGACAUCACGCACGUGUGUACAAUGAUUGUAACAGAAACCCCCACCUCGCGACGUGGGCCGUAAAGAACAAAAAUAAAUAAUAAAUAAUGAAAAAAGGUAAAAAAUAAAGUAUAAAAAACUGUGUAUUAUCAGGCAGUAUUUGAUAUACAUAUAUACAUAUAUAUUGUGACAUUUCAUUCGGAAAUUUGUAUUUAAGUAUUCGAGACCACACAAGCUCGCGCGGCCUCGAGAGGGAACUGCGCGCUUAGCUUCCUGAUUGACGCCGUAUAACACGAUGCACAGACAUAAGAGAACGCCGGAGCGAGAAUUUUGGAGCAAAAUUCUCGCGCGUAUCGGCGGUACUACUUUGUGCGAAGUGCAGAGGAAAAUGAUAACAAUAAUCUCGAGCAAAUACUUAUAUACGCGAAGAACAAAAAUUAUGAAUUUUACUAAAUAUAAAACGAUCAACCGCACUACAACACCGCAGUUUCUAUUAAUGAUAUAUAUCCAAUUAAAUGAAAUGAGAUGAAUACAAAUACUGCCGAGUCCUAAUUCACGUGAAUGUAUGUAUUUUUAGGGAAGUUAUAUCGAUCAAAUACCUAGAACUGAAUAUUUGAGUAUGACGAAUAUAUAUAUGUAUUCAUAUAGGGACUAUAUGACAAUUUAUUUUUCCAACGUGCAUAUCAUAUCAUUUUUAUAAAAGAAAUUGGUGCGACUAACGACGCUGACGAGAGAAGGUAACACAAAAAAAAACGCGCGCGCGCGACUUUUUGCGAAAGGAGAAAGGCUAAAAUCACUAUAGUUAAAAGAAAUAAAGUAUAAAAAUAAAGAAUAUGAUCAGCCGCAUUCGCUGCUGCGAGUAUCCUCCCUCCCCCACCCGUAUGUGUAAAAUUAAGAUCGAUUUAAGCGCCGCGUCGUGCGCUGACAUCAGCGCACCGUGGCUAUGCCAUAAUAAUAAUAACAGGAAAAAAAAAGAAUACGAGAACCUAGCGUUUCUUCGUCAUAUCCUCGUAUAAUGAAUUCUCGUUUGCUAUACGUAUACUCUGUCUAUCGAUAUCCCCUUUCACCUCUGAUGAUUUUCUACUCGUUAUUCGUUUCUUUCGUAGACGACGGCUUUUCCUCGUUUCCAUAUCCCUCGCAUCGCUAUAAUAUGACGGAGCUGGCUUUUCGAACUUUCUCUCUUCCAUAUGCGAAUUUCCUCGUUAUACUCGUUUCUAUAAUUUAUUCCUAUAUAUGCUCCUCGCCGGUUAACACAAAGCGCUAUUAAUACAUGUGUAGGUAGCUUCAUGAGUCAGUUCUUCGCGUGAUUGAGCAUGAGAUGAGUGCAGCGUUGUUUCGCUUCGCUUCACUGGCAUGUGCGACUCGUUCAUCUCUCCUCUUCUCCGUAAGUUUAGUCAUUCGCUCUCGGGAGAGUAUAGAGCCCGUUCAGCAGCGCAGCCUCGACUGAGACGUGUUUUUCUUAUCGGUUCUUUCUUUUUUUUUUUUUACGUAAAUAUAUAGCUCUAAUUUGAAAAAGUUCUUUCAUUAAUUUCGACGAGCUUAUUCGCACACACGAACACAACGUGUACUUGCCUCCAAUUUACACACACGAGAUCCUCUUCUAUGUUAAUCUGCGUCCGCUUAUUAUUUAUAGGGGGUAAUAAUCGUCGCACGUAGUCUUUUCAAUUGGUGUAUGUGUAUAGCGCAAAAAAUAAAAAUUUAAAUCCCCAUCCCACACUGCAGUGUCCAUCCUCUUUUGUACGACGAUUUAUUUUCGACUCGUAUAUACACACUCGUUUUCCUUCGACUCGAGACAAACAGAGAAACUUUACAUACAAUUGUACUUAACUACUAAUUAACAAAGCGAGAUCCUACAAGAGAACAAAGCAACAUAUAUAUAAAUAUGAAUAUAUAUUAUAUAUACAAACAUUUAUUGAACAGAAACAAAAAAGAGAAUAAAGAAUUGUAGGGGGUGGAUGAAAGAGAGAGAGAGAGAGAGAGAGAGAGAGAGAGAGAGAGAGAGAGAGAGAGAGAGAGAGAGAGAGAAAAACACUUACAUUGCGAGAGAAAUAUGACGAGGCACUCGAAAAAAGCCAAAUUAGAGCUCGCGCUCGGCCCAUUACCACGUGCACGGUAGCGUGAGACGACGAGCCCAUUAAAGGCCUCGGCUUUGCGAGGAAAAAGACCGGAAUGCAUUUUUGAACGUCGUGCCCGAUCCUUCCUCUUUUUUUUU